Messenger RNA from Musca domestica (house fly), 1008 nucleotides. RefSeq names its product coiled-coil domain-containing protein 43-like. The coding region runs from base 152 to 802 and encodes 216 amino acids. The record is from RefSeq and is a predicted model, not a curated record. The transcript has 3 exons. NCBI's taxonomy places the organism in Eukaryota, Metazoa, Arthropoda, Insecta, Diptera, Muscidae.
AAUUGCAACAUUCAUAAAGAAAAAACGCACACAAAUAGAAGAUACAUAAAUUAAAUAACUCAUUCACCCUCACAUAAAAUACAACAAAGAUAAACCAUUUGUUACUUUGUACAGUAUUAGGGAGCAGCCCUGCAAAGGAAUCUAACAACAAAUGGCCACUACCACCAAAUUCGCCACAUGGCUAAAUCAAAAACUAAAGGAACUGAAUACAGACGAAUCUGUAUUUGGUAGCUAUAUUACGGGUAUACUCGAAGACGAUGAUAGUCUCGAGGAGAAGAAGGAAGCAUUGGAGGGUAUUUUAAGUGAGAUAUUGACUGAUAACAUUGCAGAAUUGAUUGAUACAAUACUGGACAAAUGGAAAGCCUGUUCGAAUAGCCAAGAUGAUGAGAAAAAUAAACCGCCCAAAAUAGAUGUUGAUGAACAGUUGGUCAAACUGUUGGAAUCAACUAAAGUUCAAGCUGUCGUCAAGGAGCGACAAUACACCGAGGAGGAGAAGAGAAUACGUGAACAAAUUUUAGCACAAUAUUCACAGACUGAAGUCUCCGACGAUGACUACGAACCUGCUCAGUCCGAUGAGGAAGGCGACAAACACGCCGGCGGAGGUGGUGGCGGUCUAACCGGCAUCGAGCGCAACACAAAUGCCCAGGAUGUUCAAAAUCUUAUCAAAGAGAAACGGGAACAGGCCCGUCUAGAGGCAGCGGCAAAGAAACAAAAAGACAAAGAAGACCGUGAAAAACAAAAACAAAUGCGCGAAGAAAAGAAGGAAAAAAGAAAAACGGUUAAGGGAGAACGCAGACGGUAGCAUGUGGGCGCAUAAGGUAUUUGAUACGACGUUUUUUUUGUACCAAAUAUAUCCUCCAUUCAACAUUUGGUAGAUUGUAUUAAGAACAUACGAAAAACAAAACAAAAACAAGAAAUUAAGAAAAACAGAAAUCAACAACAGAAAUCUUUCUCCAAGAAACGAAAAAACUAAAUAUUUUUAAUAAAUUAUUGAUGUGUUACAUUAAA